AUGUUCUAUAAGCUUAGUGACAUAAGCAACACCUCGGAAAUUCCUCAGGAUUUACUUCGACAAGAGGUGAAAGAAGUCGUCGUUGAAUUCACGAAUGGCGGACCUGAUAUACCUCAUGCAGAGCUCCGGCUGAUUCUUGCCCAAGGAGUUGAGCUAGACGAAGACAAUGGAACUAAGACGGUAUAUGCCUGUAGUAUGGGCUCGAAUCCCCACCUAGUACCCCGCCCACAUCUCGGAAUCUACUCUACAUGUACUUUGCGUACUGAGGAGGCCGCUUAUGGCAAUAUGCACAGUCUCGCAUCUUUUAUCUUCAAGCCACGUCGAAGAAUGGCCAGAGUUAGCGCAUAUCUUGCUGCACUGAGUGGGAAUCACCCUUACUAUUCUACAAACUUAUUGGAGUUCGACUCUCUUGUGCGAAUGCCAAACCUGGGAGACAAAUUGGGCUAUGAGUCCCGUGAUGUUGUAGCCCAAUGGGUGGUUAGGCUUGCUGAGACGGGCUUCAUGGGCUGGACGGCUGAGUCUGUGAAGUCGCCACACGACAGACUUGUUGUGCCAGAUAACCCGCCCUUAAAGUUUCAUAAGUUCAUCGCCAAAGGCUACGAAGAACUUGAAGAUGAGACUAUACGAAUGACUCACGGCAUCCACAUGUACGAGGGGGAAUUUCUUGACCAAGAAUUUGAUCGACUCUACACGUUCCUACCUCCACGCUCAUAUCGUCCUUUGUUGUUGCCAUAUCGACAAAGACACGUCGCUGAAGAAUGA
Messenger RNA from Clonostachys byssicola, 762 nucleotides. The record is from the annotation of a GenBank genome assembly. Lineage: Eukaryota; Fungi; Ascomycota; Sordariomycetes; Hypocreales; Bionectriaceae.